GCCCGUCCUCCGAGCGGCGCUCUACGUACAGACGUAAACACGUGCUGCUUCUGCUCACAGGUUCUGUUCAUUUCUCUAUCCCUCUCUCCUCCCGUAUCAUUCAGCAGCAGCAGAGAUGGCGGACCCCGCCACAGCAACGCACUCUUCGGCCGUAAGCCCAAGCUCAGAGCCGCCGUCACGGGCGCUGUCUCCCACGGCAGGCGGAACGCAACGACUCUUGUUUACGCAUGACCUGGUCUCCGGUAAACACCGCGGAGCGAUGCGCUUCGGGCUCGUACGUAUGAUUUACGGCGAAGAGGAUUUUGAGGAUUCUGACUCAGAGACUGGCGGCGAUGGCGGAAAGAGAGGAGGUGGUGUUGGUGGUGAAGGCGCUACCGGUAACUCGGACAACGAGAGCGGGGCACCGGGCACACGAUCAUGGCCUCUCAGUAGAGGAUUCGUUCGAGUUCAGUGGUAUCCCGAGGGGACGAAGCAGGAUGUUCGGGAAACGAAGCUGAAACUUGAAGAUCGAUCUAUUGUGCCUAGAGACUUCGUCCGGUAUUUGAAUUUGAAUAAUAAACAGUGUGGUAUUGUGACCAACAUAACCACUGAAUGUGCAGUGAAGCUUGUGGGGACCAACUGCGUCCUUUAUCCUGUUAACAGCAAAGAUCUGCAGCAUGUCUGGUCAUUUAUGUAUGGGGACUACAUCGUUUAUGACUUCUGGCUUGGAAAAGUGUAUGAUCUCAGCAUCCAAAUCAUUGUACAGCUCUCCAAUGGAGCACGAUGUUCCAUGAGUGAGGAGGAUGGUGCCAAACUCUACGAUAUUUACCCUCACGUCAGUGAUGUGGGUUUAUUCUUUGAUGAUGCAUAUGGGUUCUACCCAGGCCAGGUUUUGAUUGGACCCUCAAAGGCUUUUACCAAUGUGCAAUGGCUAUAUGGUGUAAAACCAGUUCUCAGUAAAAAAAGCAAGUUCAGGGUUGUUGUGGAGGAGGUUCAGGUGGUGGAGCUAAAGGUGACAUGGAUUACAAAAAGUUACUCUCCAAAAGGGCCCGACAGUGUCUUCCCACCACCCUCAACCAUCACACAGGAGAACCUUUGCAGGGUGAAGAGACUUGGCUUCUUUGAUCAUACUCAGAGGCAGCUGGGAGAGAGAGCCCUGUAUGUGUUUCCCACCAAGAGUGAAACUACACGAAUAACUUGCGAGGGUCCUGAGGGGGCACCUGCUCAACCCGAGGACCCUGUUGUUCGAAAGUUAAAAAGAAUGUUUAGGAAGGAAUCUGGAAAAAAGAUGUCAGAGAAUUCAGACACAGAGACUAACAACUCGCACUCAACAGAGAAGGUGGAAAGCAUGGAAGGUGAGGAGAAACCAAUGCAGGAAAAGGACUGUCCUGGUGAUGUUCCGUGUUACCCCAACAAUGGUCCUGUUUCAUGUCCAGAAGCUGUGGAUGAGGGAGAGAAGCCACCAUCAGAUGCUUCUCAGAAACCGUGUGCCCAUCUGGGGGAGCAGGAGUCAGAUGAGGAGCUUGGGGACGACACUGAUGACACCAGCUCAGUCACUUCCUCUGCCAGCUCCACGGCCUCACAGCAUUGUGGCCCAUCCCGAAAGAAGAGCAUCCCUUUGUCCAUCCGCAACCUGAAGAAAAAGCACAAAAAGAAGAGGACAAAGUUUUCGCGAGAGUUUAAACCGGGAGACAGGGUGGCAGUUGAGGUUGUUUCCACCGUGACCACUGCAGAUGUGUUGUGGAAGGACGGUCGAUUAGAGACAGGUAUCCGCUCCAAUGAUCUAAUCCCUAUCCAACACCUGGACAACCACGAGUUCUGUCCUGGAGACUACGUUGUAGACAAACGACCUCAGACUGUUCAGGAUUCAGGUGUCUGUGGAGUGAUUCAGUCAGGCGAUCAUAAGGCCAGAACCUGCGUGGUCAAGUGGGUUAAACUCAAUGCUACGGGUGAUGAUAUUGAGGUUAAUGGAGUGGAAGAGGAUGUUAGUGUUUACGACAUUUCUGAUCAUCCUGACUUCCAUUUCCGUAUAACAGAUAUUGUUAUAAGGAUCGGAAACUCGAACACAGAGGACUGUGAAAAUGAGAGGUCUGUUGGCCAAGUGUGCAGAGUGGAUCUGAGUAGUAAAGUUGAGGUUGUGUGGGCGGAUGAGUCUAAGACGAUCGUCCUUCCACAGCACUUGUAUAAUGUGGAGUCAGAGAUUGAAGAAACGUAUUAUGACUCAGCGGAAGGCAGCAGUAGUGGUGCUUCAUCUGAAGAGUGGGAGGAUGAGAGUGACAGCUGGGAGACGGAUAAUGGACCUGUGGAGGAGGAACCAGGAGGAGGGGACAAUGCUGUAGUCUCCUCCCCCACCAAAGGUCCUCCUGCUGAUGGCAAAACUAAUGGUGUGAAUACCUCCACCACGGAAUCACCAGGAGCUAUGUUCACAUCUGAACUUCCUGGUGGAGUCCCUGCAUCUGAGGAGAAACAUGUUAAAGAGACCCCACCGCGUGGUUUCCGUGAGCUCAAAGAAGCCCUAAAGAUCUUAGAGAGCCUUAAGAACAUGACUGUUGAGCAGCUUUGGACCGGAUCACCAACCUCUCCCACUGCCGAACCUUCAGCCGCAAUGGCUGCCACAAGCCCGGCUGAUGCUAAACCCACAAAGGAGAAACGCUUCUUGGAUGACAUAAAGAAACUUCAGGAAAACCUGAAAAAGACUCUGGACAAUGUGGCAAUUGUGGAAGAAGAAAAGAUGGAGGCUGCUAUAAAGGAGGAGAGAUCAUCUGCGUCAGUGGCACCUGAACCUCAAACGCCUGUACGUUCUGAGUGGCCCAGUGACACGCCCGUUUUGUGUCAGCAGAGUGGAGGCAAACCUGGUGUUACCUUCACCAGCGCUAAAGGAGAAGUCUUUUCUGUUUUAGAAUGGUCACCAGAGACACACUCAUUUAAAAAAAUGGAAUUCCAGCCUGCGGAUGCAAAGAAGUUCUUUAGCACUGUAAGAAAGGAAAUGGCCCUACUGGCCACCUCUCUGCCCGAUGGCAUCAUGGUGAAGACUUUUGAGGACAGAAUGGAUCUUUUCUCAGCUGUAAUUAAGGGCCCUAAUCGCACUCCUUACGAGGAUGGACUAUUCCUGUUUGAUAUCCAGCUUCCAAAUAUCUAUCCUGCUGUUCCCCCUCUCUUCCGUUACCUCUCUCAGUGCAGCGGACGACUUAACCCCAACCUCUAUGAUAAUGGGAAAGUCUGUGUUAGUCUGCUCGGAACCUGGAUUGGAAAGGGCACUGAAAGAUGGACCAGCAAAUCCAGUCUGUUGCAAGUGCUUAUCUCUAUUCAAGGUCUGAUCCUGGUCAACGAGCCGUACUAUAAUGAGGCCGGGUUUGACAGUGACCGAGGCCUUCAGGAGGGUUACGAGAACAGUCGCUGCUACAAUGAGAUGGCACUCAUUAAGAUGGUGCAGUCAAUGACUCAGCUUCUCCAUCAUCCUGCGGAUGUGUUUGAGCAGGAGAUCCGGGAGCACUUUGCCUGCAAUGGCUGGCGGCUGGUCCAUCGGCUGGAGUCCUGGCUGGAGUUGCAUGGGGGCGUAAAUGACCGCGUGUCACAAUGUUGCGGUGGCAGCCUCCGUGCGGAGCCUCUGGAAGAGAUUCCCUCAGCUUUGGCCAGUAGCAGCCCAGACAAGCAGGAAGUGCGGAGCCAAGAGGAUCUCGAAGACUCUGGGCUCAGUCCCUCUACAGUGGGGCUCAGUGGAGCUUCUGGUAAAGAUGGGCAGCAAGAGCUGAGCCAGAACUCAGAGUGUGAUAGUUCAGAUGUGGGAGGCAUGAGAUCUGAAAUGGCAGAAGGUUCUGAAGGGCUGUUCGCAUCUCAACAAAGCGGAAAACCGUGUCAGGAGUCUCAGCCAGCUGUCAGACCAAAGAAACGAAGAAAGAGCUAUCGCAGCUUCCUUCCAGAGCGUAGCGGCUAUCCCGACAUCGGAUUCCCGCUCUUUCCACUUUCCAAAGGUUUUGUGAAAAGUAUGCGUUCAGUCCUCCAGCAGUAUCGAGCGACUAUGACAGCUGCUGGCAUUCCGGAACACCAUGAAAACAAAUAACUGCCCUCUAGCCCUCUUGUUAAGCCCCCAAGAGCUGCGCUUUAUCCCCUUUAACCCUUGGCCAGCUACUUGGAUUACGUCAGACUGACAGUGUUUACUAGCAGCCUGUGUUAUUGCUUUGUAGCACAUUUCUAGUUUGCUUUUUUGCCUUUCAUUUGUCUUCAGACAGAAGCAUACAUAUUUGUUUGUAUUGUAACACAUUGAAAUUUCAAAUCUUGUUUCCCUGAUGACAACCCUGCCGACAUGGCACUCUCUCAGGGACGUAUGGACAAAAUGGACAGACGUGAGACAUUAUAGAUGCUAUGGCAUAACUGAAGCUUUUGGUAUGUUGACGUCAAGGUAUGAGGGAAUAAACUGCCAGAGGGAACUGAUUCAUUGUUUCAUGGGAUACUUGGUCGUAGGUGCUGUCCUCCCUGCUGUGGGAGGGACAGAGCCUGUUUUUGAUUAUUUUUGCACAGUUGAAGUUGGUUUACUUGCAGAAAUAAAGGAGUCUGCAUGG
Molecule: messenger RNA, 4538 nt
Organism: Triplophysa rosa
Lineage: Eukaryota; Metazoa; Chordata; Actinopteri; Cypriniformes; Nemacheilidae
Gene: ube2o
Product: ubiquitin-conjugating enzyme E2O
Exons: 20
Coding region: 116-4039 (1307 amino acids)
Source: RefSeq, a predicted model, not a curated record